Messenger RNA from Thlaspi arvense, 403 nucleotides. NCBI's taxonomy places the organism in Eukaryota, Viridiplantae, Streptophyta, Magnoliopsida, Brassicales, Brassicaceae. The record is from the annotation of a GenBank genome assembly.
AUUUUCGUCAUCCACCAAAAACUACACUCAAAAGAAGAAUCAAUCCAUGGAGUCACGUAAAUUUUUCCCUCGUUCUAAGCCCCCAUGUCCUCUCUCAGAUCCAGCAAACCCUCACAAGCUUUGCCGCAGAUCUGAUCCUCCACUCUCCAUCUGCUUCACCUGCAAAGGCCCACAACACCUGGAGGAUAAAAGGUACUAUUACUACUGCUCUACUUGUGAUUUGGAGUUUCACAGAGGUUGUCACUUUCUUGCUCCCGAAAUUAAACACCCUUUUCACCUCAUCCACCCUCUCGCCCUCACUUCCUCAGACCCUGAUUUCGAUAUCGCUACUGGUCUCCAUGAUGAUUGGAAGCCACUUUCCUCCGAUUCAGAACACUAUGUCUCUGAUUCGCUUUGGUUCGGA